Macadamia integrifolia is the source of this 1438-nucleotide messenger RNA. RefSeq names its product zinc finger protein CONSTANS-LIKE 4-like. Gene Ontology annotation, biological process: regulation of photoperiodism, flowering; regulation of flower development. Gene Ontology annotation, cellular component: nucleus. The record is from RefSeq and is a predicted model, not a curated record. The transcript has 2 exons. Bases 57 to 1133 code for a protein of 358 amino acids. Lineage: Eukaryota; Viridiplantae; Streptophyta; Magnoliopsida; Proteales; Proteaceae. Gene Ontology annotation, molecular function: protein binding; zinc ion binding.
GAAGAAGAAGAAGAAGAAGAAGAGAGAAGAAGAAAUUGAGAGAGAAAGAGUGAGAGAUGCGCAGCAACGAAGAGACCGGUAAGGGAUACACAGCGAGUUGGGGCAUGACAGCGAAGCCGUGCGACUCAUGUAAAUCGGCGGCAGCACUUCUCUUCUGCCGAGCUGACUCUGCCUUCCUCUGCAUAGGCUGUGAUGCCAAGGUCCACGGAGCUAACAAGCUCGCGUCCCGUCACGAGCGCGUGUGGAUGUGCGAGGUCUGCGAGCAAGCCCCAGCAAGCUUCACCUGCAAAGCCGACGCCGCAGCUCUAUGUGUUACCUGUGACCGUGACAUUCACUCGGCAAACCCACUCGCUCGCCGACACGAACGAUUCCCAGUAGUCCCCUUCUACGAACCCGCCGCCGCCGUCGUCAAGUCCAACGCAGUUAACCUCCUCGUCCCCGUCAAAUCUAACGGUGAUGAUUGCGAUGACGAUGGCCUCAACGAUGCCGACGGUGACGGAGAAGAAGCCGAGGCCGCUUCAUGGCUGUUACCAAAUCCUAACCCAAAUAAGCUCAUCGAAGCUCAGGAUUUGAAAUCUGGAGACUAUUUCUUCUCCGACAUGGAUCCUUACCUGGAUCUAGACUGUACUCCUCCUUCCAUGGCGACUGAUAGUGUAGUUCCUGUGCAAACAAAACCCCUUGCACCAAAUCUCAUCAACCCCUCUUCAGACAACUGCUACGACAUCGAUUUCGGCCGAUCCAAGCCUUGUUACAGCUACACAACCCUAUCUCUCAGCCAGAGCGUCUCUUCGUCUUCGCUUGAUGUUGGGGUAGUACCUGAUAAUGGGAAUUCCAUGGCGGACAUAUCGAAUCCAUUUGGGAAGCAUAUGACGAGUUCAACUGAGAAUCAAGCAUCGCAGCUUGUGGGUUUGGACAGGGAAGCGAGGGUUCUGAGGUACAGAGAGAAGAGGAAGAACAGGAAAUUCGAGAAAACCAUUAGGUAUGCUUCAAGGAAAGCUUACGCAGAGACAAGGCCAAGGAUCAAAGGCAGAUUUGCGAAGCGGACUGAUAUUGAAGUUGAAGUUGAUCGAAUCUACAGCUCUGGUGCUGUUUUAAUGGCAGAUACUGGUUAUGGUAUCGUCCCUUCCUUUUGAUUCAUCAAGAAGAAGAUGGGUCUUCUGGUUUCAUCUCAGCUCUUCCGAACUCUUCUAGUAAUUAGAUGAAAAGAGAGGGGAAAUGGGUUUUUUUUGUUCUUCUUUCCUCAGUUGUUUUUUUUGUUCUUUGGUAUUGAUGUGUAAAUUAAGCUUCUGAUUGGUGGAACAUACUAACCAUCGAUUUGCAGAAGCUUUUUCUUCUAUUUGAUCCUCUGAGCUUUUUGCUACUGAGGAUGAUGUUCUCUUUGGGAUUGGACCCUCUUUCUUUUCUCAGGGCUCUUCUAUGUUUAUAGCUUUUUUCUUUC